AUGACUAACACUAGCGAGCAGAUACCACCGCAUGAUGUUAAAGGGCAGUGGAAAAUUCGGUACAGUAAAUCUGUACUCCAGAAUGUGGCUAAAGAUGAACAGACCUGUCAGGAGAGCAAAACUUUGUCACAGGAUGAUUUGGCUGAUAUAGUUGAUGGGAAGGACAGAAAUGUGGCCAGACAUGCAGCCACAGAGUGGUCAGCUGAUGAGCUUGACAGGAGUCUGGAUGGAGGACUAAGUCAAGAAGGUAUUGCGGAUGACAGCUGGGAUUCUUUGUUUACAGAGGACGGAGACUGUUUGGCUCCAGUGCAGGAGCCAGCAGAGAAUGAGAUGAACUCACGGAGGCGCGGAUUUGAUUUCUGCAGUCAUCAGUCCAAAGAAUCUGACGGCGAUGAGAGUGAGCUUUCUCAUGUCAUAGAAAUAUUUAGUUUUCCUGCUAACUUCAGAACAGAGGACCUGCUCCAGACCUUCUCCAGUUAUCUGAAGAAAGGAUUUGAUGUUAGGUGGGUAGAUGACACACACGCUCUUGGGAUAUUUGCCAGCCCUUUUGCAGCUCGGGAUGCACUAUCUAGUACCAAUCCAUUGGUUAAGGUCCGACCUUUAUCUCAGGCUUCAGCGGCAGCAAAGGCCAAAGCCAGGAGGUGCUCAGAGUUUCUGCAACCUGCAAGAGAACGCCCAGCAACUACAGCAGCCCUGGCCAGAAGACUAGUGACAGGAGCAUUGGGAAUAAAAAGUACUCAAACAAAAGCAGACAGAGAAGCAGAAAGACGCAAGCUGCAAGAAGCUAGAGACCGAAGACGUCUUGAAGCCAAGCAGAGAGAUGAUGCUUGGGAAGGAAGAUGACAGAAUACACCAAGUAACCUUUGAAAGAGCGGCUUAGCAUCUAGGAAGACCUUUUCCUGAGAAAAACAGCAAGUGGGGAAAAUAUGUGAUCGAAUUAGCCAGUAGUCACCAGCCCCUGCACCGGAGAUUGUGUGGAUCUGUGUCUGGUGCCUUGGAAUGUUCACUUGGAAAGCCAGUGUUCUGAGUUCCAAGGACGGGAAGGAAUCGGAAAUCCCUUCUUGUUCAUCAUGUGCUGUUAACCAGAUAUGGCUGUGCUAAAGUUUCCAUAAGUAUUGCAAGUAAAUUAAAAUAUUUUCCUGUAUAUUUUGUAAGAGUCCAGGAUUUGCAAGAAGUCUUAAAUUUUACUGGACGUUGUAUGCAGACCAAGUGCUUGUGUAGACUUUUCUUAUGGCAGUUACAAUGGAAAAUCAGUGGUAAACUUCAUGGAUGUUACCUCUUCAAGAACCUUGUGGUUGUCAGACAGUUCUAAAACAAGUAAGGUUUACUGCUGUAUUUAUAGGACAUCCUCGUGCUAAAAAUUAUGUAUGUACAGUCUGUCCUAGCUUUACAGAAUCAUUACAGGUACAUUGAUUCUAUCAGUAAUCUUGAUUUAAAAGGAAUUACAUUUUUUUAAUCUCGGGUUUCCAGUCAUAGCAACACUUGCUGAUCCAUGAGUGAAUGGUGACUAGAAUAAACCAUUUUUGCUUUCAAGUAUCUCAGGAUACAAAUGCAAAUCUCAACUCUUGCUUUCUGAAGCAUGUCACAAUAAGAUGGUGCGUUCAUUUACUGUGCUAUGCUUUUAAAACAGAAUAUUGAAGUAGUACAAUGUUGGUGCAACAGCUAACAUUGUCACCUCACAGCAAGAGGUUCUCUGGUUCAAUUCUUGGCUGGAGUGCCUUCUGUUUGGAGUCUGCAUGCCCUACCUGUGUUCCCAUGAGUUUCCUCUCACAUUCCAAAGACAUGCAGUAGGUGGAUUGGACGCUCUAAAUUGGCAUAGGUGUGAGUGUGUGUAGUGUGGAUGAACUACCGCUGCAGGGAUAGCCACCUGGCGGUAGGUGAUUGUCACUGUUGAAGUGACACUCCAACCCCAUGUGCAAAAAUGGGGAAAAAAGGGGUCGGAUGGAUUGAAUAAUUUUGUGCAAAGUAGUGCUGAAUAAACAGGGCACAUUACUGUAUCUCUUCACUGUUUUGCAGUGUUUCUUGUUGAAGAAUUAGAUCACUGGUUCUAGUAUUGCUAGAAGAAUUUAAAAACUGGAUCGCUUAAGUAAGCUAGGGAUUGGUCACUCCUCAGGAGUCUGUACGCCAUUGAGUUUAAGAAGGACUUCAGCCUCUGCUGGUAGUUAAGUUUUUUUGAGAUCAGAGAUCCAUUUUGUUAGGAACCUCCAUGGUUCUUUGAGUUUCUGAUUGUACCAUGCGUUCCACAGCUGCUUGAGUAGACAUUGUUCCAUGAGUAAAAUGGAUACAGCAUUGUGACACUGGUCCCAAAGAUUUAAAAAGAUCUACCAUUUUGACUGGACUGCUAAAAGGUAGCAGGAGGCAUACUAGCAGGAAACCCUGCGAGUCUGCUACGGGGAGUCCAACAUGGUUUCAUGUCCAUGUUGUGAAACGUAUUGCCAAGUAUAACCAAGUAGCAUAAAGCAAAAUGGAAAAAAAUUGACACAGUAACCAGCUGUUCCAAGCCAGAAUAUUGUAUAGUACGUCCCUUCCAAAGGAAAUUUUACCACCUGUGUAACCGUAUCUAGCUUGUAAUGAUUUAAGUGUGCAAAAGAGCCCAAGUUUGUCACAGUAUCUUCAAGAGAAAAUUUGUAAGAAAAAACUUCUGGUAUAGCCAUAGCCUUUUCAGAAUGAGGCCUUGGCUGACUAGUAUGAAGGAUUCUGCACUGUUGCUGUAUACCCCCAGUACAUGCCUUGGUCAAGUUUGAGACAGUUUGUGCCCUUCAUUUCCCAGUAUUAAGUGCUAUGAAAUGGUUUAGUCCUUUUGUAAUGUGUAAGCUGCGUACAGACAUGAAUGCAGUGUGGCAGCCUCUCACCUUUCCUCUCGGCUUGUCUUAAACUUAGUAUGUAUUCCAGCUUAAGAGUAAUUCUUGGGAUUCAUUGUCCCCAAAAAGUUACCAUAAGGAAAGUUUUGAAAGAUUAUACAGAAUGUCUGCAGCUUUGUGAUCCUUUAGGCAGACUAAUUGCUUGACUAACCAUUUUAACAUAGGAAUAUUUGCAGGCUGAGAGAGAGUGUAACUAAGAAAGAUUUUAAAUUAUAAAAUUGUUGCCCCGCCACCCAAGAAGAACCGGAUGGGUUUGCUGUUACUAAUGAGAGGUGGUCCCAUCCUAAAUUGAAGCUGGAAGUCAUAGCAGCUUGUAUCUUGAUAACUAUAUAAAGAACUGAUUUAUUACAAAAAAAAAAUCAUUACGUAAGCUAAUACUUUUGUAGAAGGCAAAAGUGGGAAAUAGUAAAUGUGUUGUUGUCCUAUUUCACCUUCAUUCUUACCAGGUUGGUUUUGUAUCCAAUCCUUGGAUCCGACUCUGCCUUUAUAUGCAAGCUCAAUGUCUUCCACUAGCUCGUGGCUAAACCCUAUCCCAGCAUGCACUAGGUAAACUCCCCAGAUGUCAUUUGCCGCUAAACAAGAUCAGGUGCUUGUCCUACUGGUUCUGGUUAAGCAUACUGUUUAUUAUAAUCACUGUUGUUGGAAAUUGCUUGUUCUUCUCUGUUGUUUAACUAACAUAGCUAGUUAUUGUGCUAGCCAGUUAUUUCCACUUUGUUGUCCCUGAUUUUUCUGCUGUUGGCCGUCUUCUACCUAGGCCUUGUUGUCCGUCUCGGCUUCUACCGUGAGACUUUUCAUAGCCCGUUGAGCUCUUCUUCCUCCUCUUUUUCUCUUUCAGUAACCUUGCUAAAAAGACAGCUCAUUUGAGUUCGAGAACUGCCUUCUCCUUAGAGGAAUAUCUCUUUCCCUUUCAGUCUCCCGGGCUUAGCCCAUUUAAGUUAAGGACUGUGCCAUCCUUUCAUCCCGCCUUUAUCCUAUGUAUGUUUUUCAUAGUUAAGUUUACUGUUUAAUUUGUUGUUGUUUAAAAUAAAAGAUUCUCUAGCUAAUUUCCUUAGUUACUAUCCCUUUUUUCAAGAUGUCUUGUAAAGAUUAGAAACCGUCCGGUUUCAAAAAAAUGUGGACAGAAAAUGUCCCUAACUGAUAGACACACAAUUUGUGUCUGUUGCCUAGGAGAUGCCCAUCUCCAGGAGCCUUGCUCUAUUUGUCAUUCUUUUAAUCACAGGGCUCUCCUGGAGAGGAAAAACAAAUUGAUAAUGAGAGGUCUCUUAAAAACCCCUUCUCAGAAGCAAUAUAAGAAAGUCCGGGUUUAUCAAAGACUGACCAAUUUCCAACUUCAAAAUCAGACAAGUCUGGGAAGAGAUCUUCCUCUUCUAGUGCUCUAUCGGACCAAAAAAGGUUGCCAAAAUUUGUACACUGGAUCCGAAGUCUUUUGAAUCUGAAAAAUCUACAGCUUCGACGCAAUCAGUCUCGGUGCCAGUAGUGUUUGAGUUUUAGAGCCAAUCCCCUGUCUUAGAGCCAUUCUCCCCUAUUCUAAGAUCACCAGUAUUUCAACAUUCCAAGUCUCCCUUCACUCGGUCUUCCAGGAGCCUAUCUGGUGACAUGGAUCAAGCGUUACAGGGGCUUUUAAGGACACCGGUGCUGGCCAAUCUAUCGGAUCCAACCCCGAGGGCUUCAGAUCCGACCACAUCCUCCCCUUCUCCUCCUCCUCCUCGGACUUCGGAAUCGAAAUGUCCUGAGCUGAUAUUAGCGGAGCCAUUGGACCCGAGACCUAUUACGAAUUCUUCAGAUCCAUUCAUUGCUUUGACAUCCUCUGCUCCAUCGGAGCUCUAGUCUAGCAGCAGACACUGUCCAGUCUGGUCCGGGGAGGUGAGUUGGAUCGGACAGUUGAUGGAUGGAUUGCCUCUCGGGACAUCAGCUCUGGUGAGUUCGGCUCCUACCGCAGCCUUGGGGCCAUUGUCCUGGAUCCCGGGGGCUCCCUCAACUUCUUCAUAUUUAUUUAUUUAUUUAUUUACAUUUGUUGACUGGGAGUGUCUGACUGGACGUAGGUCCAUUUUCAGUAGAGGCCCAGGGAGAAAAGCUCUACAGUUAAAAUAAACAGACAGUAGAUCCAGGGAUAUCCUCAGAUUGGGGUGGAGCCUUUUGAGGUGAUGAGGAGAUUACUGUUUCCACAGACAGCUCCGCUGUCAUCUCCGUACGUUCUACUCCAAAAGCACAGUUGUCUGCCUCUAUAUCCUUGCAUCAACAUGGCUGUGGAGAUCCUAGGUCUCAUGAUGCCCCACAGAGCACUCCCACUCUUCUGAAACCUCUCCAGAGUACCCCUCUGAAGAGGUCCCUUGGAAGAGAUUAUGCAAGAGGAAGGUUUUUAUCUCCUCGGAGCAGUCCAUCACUUCUUAUACAGACCUGGAUGAAGAUGAAGGGUCCCCAUGGUCGCAUACUUAUGAUGUCUUCUUUGGAGACAUCUUAGAAAUUCUGAAACAGAGAAGCAGCUGGAAGUUCACUAAUCCUUCAGCAGAGGAGUCCUUAUACAUGAAGACCUUUGAAUCUCCUUAUACAUGAAGACCUUCGAAUCUCACACUUCCUCCACUUGGGUGUCUCCACUUUUCAACAAACUUAUGAACCUAGUUUCUUGAAAGGCAUGGUGUGCUUUUCCACAGAGACAGGGUAUCCUUAUGAACGAACCCUUCCUUUUUGCCAAAAGUAUGUUCAGAGUCUAAUUUGAAGCAAUCUAUAGAGCUGCCAGUUUCUUACCCAAAUUACGGUAAGGCAGAAUACAUGUUACAUCAAUUGGAUGUGCAUAGACAAUUACACUUCUGUUUACACAGGGCUAAGGAUUUCAGAAAAUCUGACCAACUUUUUAUAUCUUUUUCAGCUUCAAAGAAAGGUACUUCAGUCUCUAAGGUGACACUUUCAAUGGCUUUCAGAUUGCAUAACCUUCAUCUAUAAAUCUGAAAACAGAGAUCUUCCCCAAAGAGUUAAAGCCCACUCUACAAGAGCCAUUGCAACCUCUUUCACCUUUCUGGUCAAACUACCAGUUGGUAGCAUUUGUGCUGUGGCAACACGGGCAAGACCACAUACCUUUAUCAGUCAUUACAAAGUCGAUUUAGCCUCCAGGAACAGGGCCUAUUUUGGAUCCAUGAUUCUGAAGAAUCUUUUCCCUUGAGCCAUUCAAGAAAGGUGCUGCUAUGGACGCUGUACCAUCCUGGUAAGAAUGAAGGCGAGAUAGGACAACAGCACAUAAAGAAGUUACAUACUCACCAUAACGUUGCAUGUGGGCUGUCCAUUGUCACCUUCAUUCUUACAUCCCACCCUCCUCCCCCCAGUGGUCAUGUUUACUCCUGGGAGAGUUGGUACAAUUAGAUAUUAUUCUCCGACCUUCUUUAUUGCACUCUGGAGUUAUUAAACUGUGUUUAAUUCUCACUGUUUGUAUAACUGCAAACAAGAUUUGGGGAGUUUACCUAGUGCAUGCUGGGAUAGAGUUUAGCCACAAGCUAGUGGAAGAUCUGAAGCUUGCAUAUAAAGGCUGAGUCGGAUCCGAACACAGCCUGAUAAGAAUGAAGGUGACAAUGGACAACAUACAUGGAACGUUAGUGUGUACACAACUUCUUUUUUUCUGCUUCCUAGCAAAAAAGGGUUGCCUUUUAGGUAGCUUCAGAGGAUGACUACUGAGUGCCCGACUUUUUUUUUCCAUAUCACUACAGCACCUUUUUGAAAGCUGUAGCCGUACACAUUUCCAUCAGCUCUCAGGUCAGCCUUUUGGUUGUUGCAUCAUGAAUGUUGCUUAAUAUGCAUUUCCCUUAGAGAAUAUUGAAGUACAUAGGAGCUUGUACCACAUACAGAAUGUGCGCACUUUUUUCCAGAGUUUUUUUUCAGUACUGCCUAAUGCCUUAUAUGAAUUUCUGCUACUCUGCAUUUUGUCAUUAGGCUGUGUAGAGAAUGAAAUGUUAAAACAACAUAUUUGUGAGUGUGUAUACAUUUGUGCAGUCAAUUUCUUAAUAGAUGGAUUUGAAUUAUUUUGCUGAAUAUCACCUGUGUGCGUUAUCUUGUGUAGUAAAUUUUGCUUACCAGACUACCAUUGAAACAUGAGCUUUAGUUCAAGAUGGUGUAACAAGAAAUCAGUGUUUUAGAUUAAAAAAUGUGUAUUGAUUCACUGGGUAGAUUGUUGUAGAAUAUUUUUGUUAAUUUAAACUAAAUUUAAACUACUUAAAGCAAGCAUAUUAAAACUGUUACCCUGUGA
Protopterus annectens (West African lungfish) is the source of this 7092-nucleotide messenger RNA. It is a transcript of the gene R3HCC1L, whose product is annotated as R3H domain and coiled-coil containing 1 like. The record is from RefSeq and is a predicted model, not a curated record. The transcript has 6 exons. The coding region runs from base 1 to 843 and encodes 280 amino acids. Gene Ontology annotation, molecular function: nucleic acid binding. Lineage: Eukaryota; Metazoa; Chordata; Ceratodontiformes; Protopteridae.